Molecule: messenger RNA, 2601 nt
Organism: Heteronotia binoei (common prickly gecko)
Lineage: Eukaryota; Metazoa; Chordata; Lepidosauria; Squamata; Gekkonidae
Product: ankyrin repeat and SOCS box protein 8-like
Exons: 5
Coding region: 217-975 (252 amino acids)
Biological process (GO): intracellular signal transduction
Cellular component (GO): nucleus; cytoplasm
Molecular function (GO): protein binding
Source: RefSeq, a predicted model, not a curated record
GGCGACUGGAGGAGGGCGUGCUCGGGGCAAGAUGCGCGCAGCGUGGGUGGGCUGCGGAGGAAAACCCCCGGUGGAGAUUCAGCAAAGCCGGGCUCGAGGAUCCAGCUACUCCCGCUGCGAAGAUCCAUCUUGGCAUCUCGAGAGACAUUAGCGAUGAGCUAAGGUCAUCAGCCCAAAGCUUCGCACUGCUCCAAUCCAUGCACCAGAGGCCUCUCCAUGUGGACAGAGGGAGGCUGUCCAUUUGGCAAGAUGGGCUUCUACAUCAGCUCCCUCUCCAGACCACCCUAUGGAAACAGGGUCCAAGUGGACACACGCCCACCUGUCAAGCGUUACCAGGCAGCGCCCAGCUACAACUAUCGGUGGACAGAACUGCACUACGAGGCUAGCCGUGGCAACACAGAAAAGCUGAGGCAACUCCUAGAAACCUCAGGCAAGGAGCUGGUGGACAGGAAAGAUUAUUAUGGCAAGACGCCGCUCUACUGGGCUGCCUACAAAGGACAGAGACGUUCGGUGGAGCUGUUGCUGGAACACGGGGCCAACGUCAAUACGUGCUGUAAACAUGGGGGGACCCCCCUCCAUGCUGCCAUUGGCCUCUUCCCCGACUGCACCCUGCUGCUGAUCCAGCAUGGUGCAGACGUGAACCUGCAGGAUAACUGGGGAGUGACCCCCAUGUACUUGGCUGCGUGCAGCGGACAGACGGAGUGCAUUCGGUUGCUGGUGCAAGCAGGUGCCUGCAUCUCCUACAGGAACAAGAGAACUGGAGCCCCUCCCAAGCGCCUUGUCUCACAGCCUGCCCUGAUCUCCUGGAUGGAGUCUUGCCGCCGGCAGCCGAGCUCCCUCAAGCAUCUCAGCCGCCUCUCCAUCCGGAUGGCUCUCGGCCACCGCAGGCUCCAUGCCAUCAGAGACUUUGACCUCCCUCCACCACUGAAGCAGUACCUGAUGUUUGAGGACCUGAUUUUGACGGACAAGCUGUAGCCAGGAGACCUCCGGAGUUGGCAGCUUCAUGGCCUGCUCCAAUUGCCAUUCUUCCUGUGGCACUGGAAUCAGAAGGAUAAGCUGCAGGAUGCUGAUUUCCCCCCCAAGCUCUGUGUUUCCACUUGGGAUCCCAGCACUUUGCCGCACAGAAGGGAGAACUGAGUUCCUCCAGCAGAAAAUGUAGGCUGUUGGUGUGUGUCGUAUUCUACUUCAUCAGCAACUGACUCUUCUUCGCUUUUGCCUGUCUCUUGGGCAUUGGACUCAAGAGAAACUUUGCUUGUCAGGCUGAGGGUCUGGAAUUCCCCAAGCAAGGCAGGCAGGUAUAAUAGCCAGCAUCCCAUACCUUAUGGCUUCCCCUCCCCUGACUGAGAUAUACUGCGUCUGAACGUGGAGGUUCAGUUUAGUCGUCAUCCUCUAGGGAAAUUUGCACACAGUUCAUUCCGACAGGAGCUUGUCCCUCAGGCUUUCUAGAAUGAGAUGAGGAUGGGGAUAUUCUCCUACUGGACAUUCUGUCAGCCUGUAGGGCGGUCCUGCCACCACCUUCCACCCCACUGCAGUUUUUCUCUGUGAAGAGGUCAGAUGCUUUCUUGUAGUGAUGGACCAACAAUCAGAGACCAUUCGGCUACUUUGUAGUUUCCCAAAGAUAAGAAAAAUGUGAAUAACACAGAAAGAACCAGUGUUGGCAAAGACAUGUCUUGUUCAUUCUCAGUGCAGGGAGAAUAAGAAGGGAGAUGGGAGGAGGGCGAGGCCAUAGGUCAGUGACAGAGCAUCUGCUUUGCAUGCAUCAGGUUCCAAAUUCAAUCCCUAGCACUCUUGUUAAAAGGAUCAAGCCCCCUGGGCAUGAGGCUUUGCGGUGCUUGUAUACUAAUGCCCAAAGUAUGGGGGAUGACAGAAAGAGCUUGAAUUUCGAGUAGGUCAUGUGAAAGACCUUGGCCUGAGACCUUGGAGAGCUGUUGCUGAUCAGAGUAGACAGUGGUGGCAGCUACAAGCAUACACAGCUUCAAGAGGGGCCUGGAUAAACAUCUGGAGCAGAGGUCCAUCAGUGGCUGUUAGUGACAAAGCAUAGAUGGAACACUGUCUGGGGCAGUGAUGCUUUGUAUUCUUGGUGCUUGCGGGCAACAGGGGGAGGGCUUUUGGAGUUUUGUCUCUGCUGGUGGACCUCCUGAUGGAUGUUGGGUUUUGGCCGCUGUGUGACACAGCAUUGGACUGGUUGGGCCAUUAGCCUGAUCCAAUAUGGCUUCUCUUCUGUUCUUAAGGCCAACUGUUUCUCUGUUCCCUGACAGCUUACUCACAAAAUAGAUUUCUCAGCUUCUUGGAAAGUUUCUCAGUGAGAAGCACAGUCCUUUAUUCCCAUAGUUAGAAAUACCAUUUUUUCUUGAUGUUUUCAAAGAAUGUGAAUUUAUCUUGUGUCUGUAUAAGCUUUUUUUUAAAAAAAAAAAAAAAGCGUGUAAAGUGGUAGUUUCAUCCCUGCCAGGUGGGUUAAUAGACCUAUUUUAUGGGUGGGUAAACUGAGGCUGAGAAGAGCGAUGGUGAUUGUGCAGGGUUUUAAAGCCAGCUUUUGUAUGUAACCGUGCCACUGUAUUUCCCCCGCAUUACCCUGGUCGGUAAAUGAACUUUUAGCCUCAA